AUGGCUCGACGCAGCCGGCGCAGUGCUGCAGCGGCGGCCGAGGUCGUGGAGGAGGAGGAGGCGCCUGCAGUGGAGGCCGAGCAAGAAGGAGAAGAAGAGCACGACCACGACCACGACCACGACCACGACCACGACCACGACCACGACCACGACCAGCACGGCUUACGGCCAUUGCAAUUCAAGCAGCCGCUGGUGGGGCGGCCCGGGAAGCACAUCGGCGUGGGCGAGCUGCUGGCCCGGCUGGAGUCGCUGCUGAACGAGCUGCGCACCCUCGACCAGGACGACGCCCACCGCGAGUCGCUCGCCCCCGUCGCGCAGCAACUGGCCCACCACAGCCUCCUGCAGCACAAGGACGCCGGCGUGCGCGCCUGGACCUGCUGCUGCCUCGUCGACAUGCUGAAGCUCUUCGCCCCCGAUGCCCCCUACCCGGCCUCGAAGCUGAAGGAAAUCUUCUCGCUCAUCAUCACCAAGCUGCUGCCCCUCCUCGCCAACCCCGCGCACCCCUACAACAGCCAGCACCUGUACGUCCUGCGCUCCCUCGCCGAGUGGAAGAGCAUCCUGCUCAUCAACGAGAUCCCCGGCGCCGAGGCCCUCACCACCGCCCUCUUCACCACCUGCUUCGACGUCCUCUCCGGCCCCUCCAAGAGCGAUGCCGCCGACGAGCUGAGCAAGAACGUCGAGCACAACAUGACCGACGUCCUCUCCACCAUCGUCGACGAGGCCCCGGCCGUCUCGCACGACAUCGUCGACAUCAUCGUCGCCCAGUUCCUCUGGGCAGACCCCAUCACCCUCGGCAGCAGCACCAAGAGCAAGAAGAGCGCCCCAGUCGAUGCCAAGCAGACAACGUUGCGCCGCAAGGAAGCCCCACCGGCCUACAACAUGGCCAAGAACGUGUGCAACGCCUACCCAGACAAGAUGGCCCGCCUCAUUGGCAACUACUUCAGCUCCGUCAUCGUCGACUUUACCAAUGCAGGCCCGUCCUUCAAGCGGAACCGCGCACCCAGCCAAGACGCCGACGACGAUGCCGCCAAGGGCCCUUCAGACGAUGACAUCCACGAGGCGAACAAGGCGCACAGGCUCCUGCGAGAGCUGUGGAAGUCCUGUCCGGCCGUGCUGCAGGACAUCAUCCCGCACCUGCAGGACGAGCUCGGGACCGAGAACGUGCAGCUUCGCCAGCUGGCCACCGAGACGUUCGGAGACAUGAUCUCUGGCAUUGGCGCAGCAGGUCCUCCGCCGCCGCCACAGAUGGACCCCGUUGCCUACCCAUCACAGAGCCUGACACGAGCCGAUGCAGAACGCCCGUUCGACUUUCUCACCACGCCCACCUCCAUCAACUCCUUUCCUACCCAGCAUCCCGUUGCAUACCACUCGUUUCUGCAGCGCAAGAACGACAAGUCGCCCAUCAUUCGAGCGUCCUGGACAACGGCAAUCGGCCGCAUACUGACAACAUCAGCUGGCGGCAUCGGACUCGACCCCGAAGAAGAGCGGAACCUGCUCAAGUCGUUUGCCGAGUGCCUGAUCGACAGCGACGAGAGAGUGCGACUGGCGGCCGUAAAGGCGGUCCAGCUCUUCACCUUUGACGAUGUCGUCCGCAAGCUCGGCAGCAACGGCAGCAUGUCGGACUCGGGCUCCAUCCUCUCCAACCUUGCAGAUCGAGUCAAGGACAAGAAAAGCGUCAUCCACGCGGAGACAACAAAGCUCAUCGGCCGCAUCUGGGGUGUAGCUUCAGGCGCGAUUGCCGAGGGCGACGACACUGUGAAGAACUUGCUCGGCUGUAUACCGUCAAGAAUCCUGGAAGCGUGCUAUGUGAACGAUGCCGAUAUCAACGUCCAGGUUGACACGGCGCUCUUUGAGUCUCUACUGCCGCUUGGAUAUCCUCCCAUGAAGCCCCGAGCUGCGAGCGGUGCCUCGCAAGUAGUCAAGGACAGCCAAACAAACGGCGAGCACAGCUACACCGAAGCCGAGCUCGACAAGCUCCGGACCGAGCGACAGCUUGUCCUGGUCAACGCGUUGAGCGAAAAGGCCAAGAAGGUCUACUUCGCCAAGCAGAGCAAUCAAGUACAGGGCGCUGGGUUCAUGGAGGGCUUCUUGCAGGUCUGCGAAAAGUACAACGGCGGCGUCGUCAACAAGGAAGACAAGGACGUCAAGACCAAGCUGAGUGGUUUGAUUGCCUACUACGCCAAAACAUUACCCGAGCCCACGCGAACCUCUGACGAGCUGUGGAAGUUUGCCAAAGCACACGACCGUCGUGCGUAUGCUCUGAUACGUUUCUGCAUGGAUCCAGCGAGCGACUACCGCAGGGUCUUCAAGUCUAUUAAAGAGCUGCGAAAGCGCAUCGAGGACGGCCCGGGUAGUAGUCUACUCGACGUCUUGAACCCUCUGCUCUACCGUGUCGCCCUGCUGUGCUACAACAAAAGUCACGUCGCAGCUGUCAUCGAGUAUACUCGCACCGACGACAAGGGCCUGGGCGCCACUGCCCACGAACUGCUGAAAGAGAUCUCCCUCAGGCACCCAAAGGUCUUUUCCACGCACGUCAAGGAUCUCUGCAGGACGCUCGAGAGCGAGGCGCCAACAGCAAAAACGCCGAACCCCCCUGGAGCGGUCGAAGACCUCAAGGCCUGCGCAGCCUUUGCGAAGAAGUUUCCUGGCGAUAUCCCGAUCAACGCCAAGGACGGGCGCAAGCUGGUGCAGAGCUUCCUCAACUUUGCGCAAUAUGGCACACCAGCACAGGCUGCGAAGCAUGCAAUCACGAUUAUCAUGCACAGCGACAACAAGAAAGAGCUUCACGCUAGGGAGAUACUGGACAAGAGCAUCAAAAGCUUCAAGUACAACGGCGACCACUGGCUGACGAAGCUCGCCGCGCUCAGUCAGCUGGUACUGCUUGCGCAGACGGAGUGCGAGGACAGCAUGGACUCCAUCAUUGAGAUUGCCAUUGAAAAGGUCCUCCACCAGCCGCACUUGGCAACUGACGAGGCUGAUGCUGAAUGGAUGGAGACGCCCGAUGACGAUAUCCUGGGCCGAACUUGGGCGUUGAAGAUUCUCAUCAACCGACUGCGCUCCCUUCCAUCCGAUGCUGACCUCGACGAGGCCGCGACAAGUACAUACGCCCUGCUCAACCGGCUGGUCAAGGACAACGGCGAAGCAUCAGAGUCAAACGACACACCGGCAGGGCACAAAUCUCGCCAGAGGCUCCUCGCCGCCAACGCGCUGCUCAAGCUGUCGACCAACAAGCGCCUUGACGCGCUGCUGAAGCCCGCUGAUUUUGUACAGCUGGCUCUCGUCACUCACGACCCCUGUUCUCAAGUACGCAGACGGUUCGCCGAGAAACUGAUGAAGUACCUCGGACAGAACCGCCUCCCCCCUCGCUUCUACACCAUCCUCUUCUUCUUCGCUCACGAGCCCGAGCGGGGCGUCAAAGAAAGUACACUCACCUGGAUACGUUCCCGGCGCGCCACCUUCGCCGCUCGCAAGGAAACCAUUCUCGAGACUGUCUUCGCCCGCCUCCUCAGUCUUCUCGCACACCACCCGGAUUUCGAGACCGACAACGACACCCUCAAACUCAUGUCCGAGUACAUCCUCUACUACCUCAAAUGCGUCGCCACAGAAGACAACCUCUCCCUCAUCUUCCACGUCGCGCAACGUGUCAAGGGCGUUGCCGACGGCAUCGCGUCGUCGAAGCAAGCCGAUGAAAAUCUCUACGUCCUCUCCGACCUCUCCCAAGCCCUCAUCCGCUCCUGGGAAGAGCAGAACAGCUGGACCAUGCAGUCCUGGCCGGGCAAGGUGCGCCUUCCCUCCGGCAUCUUCCGCGCGUUGGAGAGCCACGACCGUGCCCAGGAGAUUGCGAAGAAGACGUGGAUUGAUGAAGACCUGGUUGAAGAACUCGAUCCACUAGUCCGCAAGGCCAUCCGCAGCAAGAAGAGGAAGGCUACCGAUGUUGCCGAGGGCGCGCGGAAGAAGAAGCCCAAGGGCGACCGGCCGAAGAGAGAGAAGAAGGACAGGCCAAUCAAGACACCGAGGCAGAGACGGGCAGCAAGUGAUGAUGAGAGCGAUGAGGGGCAGAUUGCGCAAGAGAGCGAGCCGAAGAGAAAGAGUGGGCGGAAAAGUAACGUAAGCAAGAGCUAUAUCGAGGUCAGCAGUGACGAGGAGGACGCCGAUGCCGGCGCCGACGCCGUGGAGCAGGCUGAACAAGAGGACGAUUCGUCCGAGGAAGACGUAGAGAUGGCAGAGGCGGAAGAGGUUGAAGCAGAGGCUGAAGCGGAGGAAGAUGUAGACGCAGAAGCAGAAGCAGAGGCAGAAGCAGAAGCAGAAGCAGAAGCAGAAGCAGAAGCAGAAGCAGAAGCAGAAGCAGAAGCGUCCGAACCCUCUGAAGCGGAAGCGUCACCAGCGCCCUCACCACCAAGGAAAACCACACGAGGUCGAGCAGCAAAAGCAGCCAGUGCGGUCGACGCCUCACCAGCCGCGCAGAGACGCAAGACCGCCACUCCAGCCAAGACAACCCCAGCCAAGACAACCCCAGCUAAGGCAACUCCAGCCAAGGCAGCAACGCCAGCGAAAGCCAGCAAAGCAACGACACCAGCAAAGGCCAGCAAAACCGCCAAACCCGUCGCAAAGGGAAAAGCAAACGUCAACGGCACCGCAGCAGAAACAACAACAAAAACUACAACAGUAACGAUAGAGAAAUCGACGACGAAAUGGACGUCUGAUCCCCCUGCCGUUGCCGCCUCGACUCGACGAAGUGCCCGGACUAGAAGCUAA
Ascochyta rabiei is the source of this 4755-nucleotide messenger RNA. RefSeq names its product Sister chromatid cohesion protein pds5. The record is from RefSeq and is a predicted model, not a curated record. The transcript is spliced from 3 exons. Gene Ontology annotation, cellular component: nucleus; chromatin. Gene Ontology annotation, biological process: DNA repair; mitotic sister chromatid cohesion. The coding region runs from base 1 to 4755 and encodes 1584 amino acids. Lineage: Eukaryota; Fungi; Ascomycota; Dothideomycetes; Pleosporales; Didymellaceae.